CAAUAGUGAAAUUUACGUUUAGUCAUGUCAUUUUGGUGGACUUGUCAACAAAAUUGGAUUAACGGAUACUCCAGUAAACACAACUUGUAAAUGUAUAUAGUGUUGUUAUUUGAUGAGCAACUAGCCAAAAUAAAGUUUUUUUUUAAAGAGAAGAAAACAUAAUUGUAUAAGAUAAUUAAGAAAACUAAAAAAAACAGGCCGCAUAAAUAUCUUCUCUGGUAUAUGUAUAUCCUGUAACUUUUCGAUUCAAUUAUUGUUCAAUCUUACAUCAUAAAUCUCGUUGCAUAAAAAAUAAUGAUAUUUUGGAAUUUUAUGUUAUUUUGCUGAGCCUAAAAAUUGAAGCAAUGAAAAGUUAUUAAAUCGCACCACAAGAGUAAAAAAUGGAAAAUGGAAAAGAAAAGAAAGAAAAGAAAAUCAAGAUAAAAAAAAAGAGAGGUGAAAGGUGUAGAAGAUGGUGGCGUGUAGUAACGAAGUCUCUGUCAAUUUUUUUGAUAAAUUAAUCAUGUACUGUGCUGACACUCCAAGAUUUGAAACAGCCUUAUCGAUAUAAUAUCCAUUUUUCUAUUGAAAAUAAAAAUGAAACUCUUCACUUUCCAAAUAACUAGUGUAUAUGUCUAAUAAUGUAUCCCUUACGAUAUUACUAUUGUUUCGAUUAGUCAUUGUAUGCAUGUACAUUAAAUUAUUAUGUAUCCCAAUUUCCACACACAUAAUGAUAAAAAGAAAAUUCAAGUUUGUAGACAAAAUUUUAAAAAUAAAAGAUACAAUCUGAAUCCUCUCUUUUAUUUUCAUCACUGACAGAGAAUACCACUGCACUUUUUCUCAUGCACGCACGCAUACUCAGAUAGAAACAAGAGCCCAUUCCUCGUUCCUUUAAUAAUUUAAUUAAAAGAAAUACGGACACUUCAUGAUUAAUUUUAUUUUUUAUUCGUUUAAUACAAAAAUCUCGAGUUUAUAAAAAAAUAUAUCGAUAAACUCAAAAAUAUGAUGUAAUAAUCUGCUUUGGCUUUGCUCUCUUUACUACAAGACAAGGCAGAGAAAACCACAGAUUCCUAUGAAAGAGUAGACGUACCUGUCUUUUUAUUAUUAUAAAUUAUAAUUAUCAUCUCUACGACUUUUUGGUUUGUAAUCUUUUAGAAUUAUUUACUUUCACUACCAAAAAAAAAGCUUCCCUCUAUUUCGCCGUUUUUGGUUUACCAAAUCCCAAUGUAUCAAAGAAAAAAAAAAGAAAAAAACAAAAAAAACAAAAAAAAAUAUCCAUCCACAUUAUAACCACGUCCCUUACUCAAGAACCAUCCAUUAUAUUAACAUAUUUAUCCUUUUCCUCAAAACAUUUGAGUCUCCUUAGGGUUUUUUCUCUCUCAGACAAAAGCUUUAGAUCUUUUCUCUUAAUGAACAUUCCAUAUUACCACUAUGACCACGGCGGAGACAGCCAAUAUCUUCCACCGGGUUUCAGGUUUCAUCCUACGGACGAAGAGCUCAUCACUCAUUACCUCCUCCGCAAGGUCCUCGACGGUUGCUUCUCAAGCCGUGCCAUCGCAGAGGUUGAUCUCAACAAGUGUGAGCCUUGGCAACUUCCCGGGAGAGCUAAGAUGGGAGAGAAAGAAUGGUACUUCUUUAGCCUCCGUGACCGGAAAUAUCCAACGGGGCUGAGAACAAACAGAGCAACUGAGGCUGGUUACUGGAAAGCUACAGGAAAAGACAGAGAGAUCUUUAGUUCCAAGACUUGUGCACUUGUUGGGAUGAAGAAGACUCUUGUCUUUUACAAAGGAAGAGCUCCUAAAGGAGAGAAGAGUAAUUGGGUUAUGCAUGAAUAUCGUCUUGAAGGCAAAUUCUCUUACCAUUUCAUCUCAAGAAGCUCCAAGGAUGAAUGGGUGAUCUCUAGGGUUUUCCAGAAAACCAGUUUAGCCAGUACCGGAGCCGCCGGAGGAGCUAGUGUUAGCGUAAGCAGCGGCACUGGUGCAUCUAAAAAGACGAAAGUACCCUCAACAAUCUCAAGAAACAACCAAGAACAACCAAGCUCUCCUUCCUCCGUCUCACUCCCACCUCUCCUGGAUCCCACCACCACCCUCGGCUACACCGACAGCAGUUGCUCCUACGACAGCCGUAGCACCAACACAACCGUCACAGCCAGCGCAAUAACUGAGCACGUGUCCUGUUUCUCCACUGUCCCUACUACUACUACGGCCUUAGGCUUAGACGUUAACUCAUUCAAUCAUCUUCCACCGCCGCCAGGGUUUGACUUUGACCCUCUUCCUCGCUUCAUCUCCAGAAACGUCUCGAGUCUAUCUAACUUCAGAUCAUUCCAAGAAAACUUCAAUCAGUUUCCUUACUUUGGAUCGUCUUCUACAUCGACAAUGACCUCCUCCGUUAAUCUGCCUUCUUUCCAAGGCGGUGGUGGCGUCUCCGGGAUCAAUUACUGGCUACCGGCGACUGCGGAAGAAAAUGAGUCAAAGGCCGGUGUGCUUCAUGCUGGACUUGACUGUAUUUGGAACUACUGAUCACAAAAGAGGUGAUUAAUAAUUGUGUUCCCGUUAGGGUUUUAUUUAUCUAUUUCUAGGAUGAUUAUGGUAUUAUGAAACCUGUAUCGAGGAGCUUAAUAUUUCACUUUCCACUUAGCUUGAUGUUCCGUUUAAUUCUCUAGUUUUACGUGUAACAGGUCGUAUUAAUUAGGAGUAUGCAAGGAAAAUGUUUUCUGAACUAUGUAACGUGCAUAUGUAUAAGCUAUAUAUAUGCUCGUUUUUGUAAUGUUUGACAUUAUUUUAAUUUCAUGGCUUUUACA
Arabidopsis lyrata subsp. lyrata is the source of this 2779-nucleotide messenger RNA. RefSeq names its product protein CUP-SHAPED COTYLEDON 2. The record is from RefSeq and is a predicted model, not a curated record. NCBI's taxonomy places the organism in Eukaryota, Viridiplantae, Streptophyta, Magnoliopsida, Brassicales, Brassicaceae. Gene Ontology annotation, molecular function: DNA binding. The transcript has 3 exons. Gene Ontology annotation, biological process: regulation of DNA-templated transcription. Bases 1389 to 2498 code for a protein of 369 amino acids.